Messenger RNA from Sinocyclocheilus rhinocerous, 2053 nucleotides. RefSeq names its product B-cell receptor CD22-like. NCBI's taxonomy places the organism in Eukaryota, Metazoa, Chordata, Actinopteri, Cypriniformes, Cyprinidae. The record is from RefSeq and is a predicted model, not a curated record. Gene Ontology annotation, molecular function: transmembrane signaling receptor activity. Gene Ontology annotation, cellular component: external side of plasma membrane. The annotation marks the transcript as partial. Gene Ontology annotation, biological process: cell surface receptor signaling pathway; immune response. The transcript is spliced from 10 exons.
AUGGGGUCCAGUGCACUGCUUCUCAUACUCUUGCUGAUGUCCUUCAUCCACGCUGGACUCACUCAAGCGAGACCAAAACCUGUAGUGAAGGUGAGUCCAGAUCAGCGUGUGUUCAGAGGAGAGACAGUCACUCUCACAUGUGACAUACAGAGAGGAGGAAACUUUCAGUGGACAUACAGCUGGUUUAAAGAUGGUUCAGUCAUCAGACGCGUCACUGAGAGAGUCUACACCAUCACAUCGCUGUCUGAUAAUAGUGGUGAAUACAGCUGUAGAGGAGAGAGAUCAGACUCACAGAGAUCAGACACCAGUGCUGCUGUUACACUGACUGUAUCAGAUUUACCCAGAUCUACACUGACUGUGACUCCAAACAGUCCUGUAUUCACUGGCGAGAGAGUGAGUCUGAAGUGUGUGAUAAACCCUGAUCACAGUAACUGGAGAUAUGAGUGGUAUAAAGGCAGCACUAAAGUGUCUGAGCAUCACACUGUAAAAGGAAACACUCUCACUAUUGAACGAUCUAAAACAUCUGAUGCGGGUCGGUACACAUGUAAAGGACACAUAGAUGGAAGAUCAGUCUCAUCACAAUCAAGUUCUCCUGUUUAUCUCUCAGUGACGGAUUCACCCAGAUCUACACUGACUGUGACACCAGACAGUCCUGUAUUCACUGGAGAGACAGUCAAUCUGACGUGUGUGAUUGAGUCUUACAGUAACUGGAGAUAUGAGUGGUAUAAAGGCACAGACAGUGUAAUGUUACAGACGUCUGAGCGUUACACUGUAAACAGAGACACUCUCACUAUCAGAGGAGCUACUGAGUCUGAUCAGGAUCAGUACUGGUGUAGAGGACAGAGAGAUAAAAGACCAAAAUCAUCACAAUCAAGCUCUGUUUCUCUCUCUGUGACGGAUUUACCCAGAUCUACACUGACUGUGACACCAGACAGUCCUGUAUUCACUGGAGAGACAGUCAAUCUGACGUGUGUGAUUGAGUCUUACAGUAACUGGAGAUAUGAGUGGUAUAAAGGCACAGGCAGUGUAAUGUUACAGCCGUCUGAGCGUUACACUGUAAACAGAGACACUCUCACUAUCAGAGGAGCUACUGAGUCUGAUCAGGAUCAGUACUGGUGUAGAGGACAGAGAGAUGAAAGACCAAACUCAUCACAAUCAAGCUCUGUUUCUCUCACUGUGACGGAUUUACCCAGAUCUACACUGACUGUGACACCAGACAGUUCUGUAUUCACUGGAGAGACAGUCAAUCUGACGUGUGUGAUUGAGUCUUACAGUAACUGGAGAUAUGAUAACUGGAGAUAUGAGUGGUAUAAAGGCACAGACAGUGUAAUGUUACAGUCAUCUGAGCGUUACACUGUAAACAGAGACACUCUCACUAUCAGAGGAGCUACUGAGUCUGAUCAGGAUCAGUACUGGUGUAGAGGACAGAGAGAUGAAAGACCAAACUCAUCACAGGAGAGUGAACGAAUAAAUCUGUCUGUUAAUUAUUUACCCAGAUCUACACUGACUGUGACUCCAGACAGUCCUGUAUUCACUGGAGAGACAGUCAAUCUGAAGUGUGUGAUUGAGUCUCACAGUAACUGGAGAUAUGAGUGGGAUAAAGGCACAGACAGUGUAAUGUUACAGACGUCUGAGCGUUACACUGUAAACAGAGACACUCUCACUAUCAAAGGAGUAACUGCAUCUGAUCAGAAUCUGUACUGGUGUAGAGGACAGAGAGAUGAGAGACCAAAAUCAUCACAAUCAAGCUCUGUUUAUCUCUCUGUGACAGCGAGACCAAAACCUGUAGUGAAGGUGACUCCAGAUCAGCGUGUGUUCAGAGGAGAGACAGUCACUCUCACAUGUGACAUACAGAGAGGAGGAAACUUUCAGUGGACAUACAGCUGGUUUAAAGAUGGAGACCCUCACGAUACAUACAGAACAACAACAAGAACAGCAGAGUUCAGUUUCAGAACUGAUGUGUCUGAUAAUAGUGGUGAAUACAGCUGUAGAGGAGAGAGAUCAGACUCACAGAGAUCAGACAUCAGUGCUGCUGUUACACUGACUGUUUCAG